GACCGGUCUUGCGCUCGAUGGCUUCGAGGGCACCUCCCCCUUUGUUGGCUGUUUAUUUGGGUCAGAAAGAGAAACACAAAAUGAGAGUGAGAUCCCACACUGCUCAAAAAACAGAUUGGCCUUGUCUGGCUUCUAGUUGAGCUUUUGAAAACUCCUUUUUCAUUCCUCUCUGUAAGACACGCUUUAUUCUCUCCUUUUCUCCUCACCCUCUAAUCAGCCCUUCUGCCUGUUUGGAGGUGAACAGCGCAGCGGGGACGUUUUUUUUGUGUGCUUGAUGGGUAACCCUUACUCCUUUGAAAAGAGACAGGGGAAAGCUGCCAUUACCACUGGCAGGAAGGUGUCUAAAGACAAUAGCGUUUUCUGCCACUUUAUUAACUUGAGGAGAUUAGUCCUUGUGUCAGCUUUCUGUUCAUGUUUUAUCCAUGAGCCAGAAAUCCAAGGGAUUAAAAGAAAAGGAGGCAAGGUGGGAUUAAAUAGGCUUGGCAGGAUUUGGAAGGAUCAAUCCAGCUGAACAGACUUCUUUUUUGUGCCAGUUUUGAAGUGUUUGUUGCCAUUAUUUGGUAGAUUCCCAUCUUUGUCCUAGACACAUAUAUGUUUAAAAAAAAAAACAAAAGCAAAGGAAGUGUUUGGAUAACUGAGAGUUCGCAGACCUGCAGAUUUCCGCACAGAGCAGUUUGAGGUGAGAGCGAACAGCUGAAAGGAAAAGCAGAGGAAAUAUGAAAGUUGAAAACAUAACAAACAAGCAUAAUGUCUGGACAGGGAGUAUGGGAAACUACGGUGGAAAGAGUCUGACGGCCCAUGACGUAUAAGUAAAAAAAAAAAUCUAAUUAAGUUUGUUUGGAAUUGUGGUCAUUGUGUUGGAAUCAAACCUGUCAGGGAAUUUGAAGCAUUUCCCAUGGCGGUGCUCACAUGGUCCGAAAUUAACUUUUCUCAGACCUUUUAGACGUUUCCCAUCAACGUCCCGUCUGUAGCACUUUAAUUCACAUGUGCCUCACCUUUGUUGGUGGCUGCAGAGAACUGUAGCACCUCUCACAGCCUCGCCGUGAGGACUCAGGAAGCAGAGCGACCUUAUCGGGGGCCGACACACAAAGCUCUUCUUGCCUCGCAGUGGCGAGGUAUGCACAAGUGUUUGUGCGUGUGUGUGUAUGUGCAUGAUGGUGGGGGGGGCGGGGUUGUGGAGGUGGGGGGCAGUGGGAGGCACUUCCUCCCAUUCUUCUGCUGUGGAAGAGUUCCCAUGAGCGCCCCUGCCAGGAGCUAGAGUCGGGCCCGAGCAGGCCAAGCCGGAGCUCGUCUCGCCUGUGUGACGCCAACUCACACUCACACAGCUGAUUUCAGGCGCUACUGGAGCUUCUGUUGUUCAUGCCACACACUGAGGAGCGAGGCGUUACAGUAGAGGCAACGAGGAGAAUGGACACUGUAGGGGGGGAUUUAUUAGAAAACAGUAACAUCUGCUACAGCUAAGUGUUCAUGAAUGACUGGAGUCAUUCAUUGGGAAUAAGUUCAUCAGGAGGUCAGUGACAAAUCCCAGUUUGGCCAAGAAGAAGGUCCACGGACCCCUUUUUUGAUUCUUCAAGCUUCACAUCAUCUGCAUCUGGUCUGCCAUCUGGACCCUAAGGCACCUCUUCAACUCUUUGAACAGCAGCUGAGAUGAUUCACAACACCUUGAAGUCCACAGAACCUUCAGAACAAAGCCCCAGGAGAACAUGCUCAGCUGCGCAGAGGAAGCUGUGGAGAUACUCGGGCUGCAGAAGGAGCAGCCAGGUGGAAAGUCACCGCCGCAGCGUUUGUGUGUUGUCUGCAGACCUGAACGCUGGAGAGGACAGAGCAAGAGGAGGAAGUGGUGUUAUACACACUAUUCAUGGGCUUUGCCACCUCUGCAUUGGAUGUAGGCUACCACAGGUGACCAUCCUUCGAGGAAAAGAUGGAUAUGGAUUCACCAUCUGCUCCGAUUCCCCUGUGAGGGUACAAGCUGUUGAUCCAGGGGGUCCAGCGGAUCAGGCUGGUCUGCAGCAACUGGACACUCUCCUUCAGUUAAACGGGCAGCCAGUGGAGCAGUGGAAAUGUGUGGACCUAGCUCACGCUAUAAGAAACAGCGCCAAUGAAAUCACAGUGGUUGUGUGGCGAACCGGUCCCUCUGCAAAACCCAAUUUUGAGGGUCUCAUUCACAGACCCUCCUAUAAACCCUCCACCUUAAACUAUGAGGCCCCAUCACCCCCUCUACGGAGGCACGCGCCAGAUGUCGGCACAAUCAAAUCCCCCCCAGCUGUGCCGCCCCUCCCAGCUCACCACCGUGCCACUGCCGCACGCCGGCUUUUGGUCAACGGGUCUGAAGCUGGAAACAACGUUGGCGUAGGCAGGGGUACGCUGGCGUGGGGGGCUCAGGGAGGCUCGAUGGAUGACCUGGAUGGAAAACCGCGUCUCCUUCAUCACCCUGCUACUGCCACGUUAAAAGGAACCCGGGUGAAAGCAUCCAAUGGAGACAACUACAUCAUCCUGGCGCCCAUCAACCCUGGAAGCCAGAUCCUGAGGCCUGUUUAUCAAGACAACCAGGGAACUCUAGCCUCGGGCUUCAACCGGUUAUACCCAACACGUCAGACUUCAGGACAACAGUCCCAGAAAUCCCAGAGUGUUGGUGGUGUUUUACCGGGCGGGGUCAGUAGCAGCGCUUCAGGCAUGUCCAGCAGAACUGGCUUCCUACGUCGAUCGAACAACUCCAAGACAUCAAAAGGGUCAUCAACAUCUACUAAUGCUGGCGUACCCAACUACCAACAGCAGAAUGCUAACUUUGCCAACUACCAGAACUGCACCAUCGUCCGCUCACAUACUCCACAUGCUAACUAUGGAUACGUGAAAGUAGCACCCAAGAUUCUCAUCUUUCCCAUAUUUGUACAGCCUCUUGACCUUUGCAGCCGAACGCUUAUCAUAUCAGAGGAGCUGAUUCUUCAUGAGAGCAAGCACCAUUCUUCAAAGGUGACCGUGUUUGUCUACAGUGACUUGAUGCUCGUCACAAGAGAAACCGAACCAGGCAGGUGUAACGUCCUUCAGAGUCCACUGUUCCUCCGACACCUUCGGCUCCAGGAUGAUUACGCGGAGGAGCUGAGAUUCUACCUUAUCCACAUGACAGAGAAGUGUGACUGCCUGCUCAGCCUGGAAGCCUAUUCAGCAGACCAGAAGCACCGUGUAUGUCAGUGCCUGAAGGACAACAUUGACAAGCAGCUUCAGCUUCACAGGAGGGAGCCUCUCGUUCCGCAUUUUGAGCAGAUGUUGGAGCCUAAUGUGGAUGCCCCUUCCUGUCAGCUGGGUGGAGUAGCAGGAGACCGCGAUGUUUGCCUGCACAUGGCCACGCACAGCACAGAGGGCGAGGACAGUAGCCUUUAUCCCUCCAGCCCCUCAGAGCCCCCAACAGUAGGCAGCCCUCACCCCUCUGAGCCGCUCACCCCUUUGGACGAUGUCUACACACCCCUCGGGGGUCUGCUGGGAUCCGACGAACGACACAAGGUGCCCCCUACGCCACCGCCUUCCACAGAGGGGGAGGAUUCCAAAAGCAUAGAAGGACACGAGUACGAUUUCUGGAAAGGGAAGAAAGUCGAGGAAGACAAGCGAGGAGAAGAAGAGGAGGAUAGGGUCAGCAGAAAGACUACAGACACUGACUUUGGGGAUAAAGAAGAUGCAGACAAUGAAGAAGACAGUAACAAGGAGGAGGUCAACUUAAACACGGUGGUGUCAAACACAGACGACGACAACGUCUCAGAGCUGCCUGACACCAACGCGCCCCCUUCCUCGUCUUCAUCCUCAUUUGUCAUCCCUGAGCUGCGUCUUGAUCGGUCCUUCAGCGCCGAUGCCCUCUCCUCCCCCAACACGGAUGAAGAAUAUGACGAAGAGGAAGAUGAAGAGUCAGAGGAGGACGAUGAUGAAGAUGACAGCGAUGAUGCCUACUUGGAGAGAAGUGACAGUAAGCGGCGUAGCAUGGUUGAAGGUGGGACAUGUGAGAAACAUGGCGGAGGGAGGCUCAGCGUGCAGAAUUCCCUCCGCCGCCGCACGCACAGCGAAGGCAGCCUCCUGCAGGACCCCCGCACCACGUGUUUCACCUCAGACAACGCCAUCAACUGCCUAGAGGCUGGAGGUGGACACCACAAGGGCGGCUGGACGCUUCCUUCACCCAAAACCCUGAAGAAGGAGCUGACCAAGAAUGGAGGCUCCAUGCAUCAGCUGUGCAUGCUGUUUUCCGGCAGAAAGCUGAGCGCCGGAUCCCCCUGUAGCUGCGAGGUUGGACCUGACAGAACCAAGAAGAAGAAAUCCAAGAACCUGUGAGUAACAUCUUUUUGUUCAUUUAUGCUGUUUGCCACUGUGGGAUUGAGAAUAUUAACCAAUAUAUUAACCCUUGAACCCUUUCGUUAUAAAAAGUUACACCAUCACUGUG
This is a messenger RNA of Oryzias melastigma (Indian medaka), 4420 nucleotides long. RefSeq names its product regulator of G protein signaling 3a (gene rgs3a). Gene Ontology annotation, molecular function: protein binding. Bases 1648 to 4311 code for a protein of 887 amino acids. Gene Ontology annotation, cellular component: nucleus; plasma membrane. The record is from RefSeq and is a predicted model, not a curated record. NCBI's taxonomy places the organism in Eukaryota, Metazoa, Chordata, Actinopteri, Beloniformes, Adrianichthyidae. Gene Ontology annotation, biological process: signal transduction. The transcript has 12 exons.